CAUCAUGAGGUACAUCUUCGUUCUUUUAGGAAUCGUAUGCAGUUUUAAAGAUGGAUGGACACUUUCAUGGUCGGAUAAAGUGAUUUUCUAUCAGGAUUGUGAGAUUUUCAAGAAUCCGGAUCUCUAUGGUGGACCAAUCUGCGGUACCGACAGCGAAACUUAUGCUAAUAGCCUGUACCUGGACUGCAUGAAUUACCAGACUUUUCAGAAUGUGGGGACGUUGCAUUCUGGAUCGUGCCUGCCGAUGGACGAAUACUGCAAGGCGAAUCUCUUCUACAAACCAGUGUGCGGAUCGGACGGCAACACUUACACAAAUUUGGAAUCACUUUUGUGCGUUAAUUACAAACGUUCUCAGAAUGUCACGGUAACGUCAAAGGAAGCUUGCGAGAAUUUGGAUCACUGUUACAGACACGGAAUCACCUUUUAUGGGACUAAUCCCGUUUGUGGAAGCAACGGGUUCACUUACCAGAACGCGGCACAACUGAAGUGUCUGCAACGGCGCAACACUGACUUGAAGAUUCUGUACGACGGAGGCUGCACCACUAGGGAUGUUUACAACGUUUAUGGGCACAGCGAGAAGGUCUGUGAAAUUGCCAAGACCAGGUACGAAUGGAAUCCAGUGUGCGCCAGUGAUGGUAUUACGUAUUCGAAUCCUUUCGAAUUUUUGUGCUACGAAGCUGAUAUGAACCAGUUAGUUUCCGAUGGCGAGUGUGGGACGAGCACGCAAAACUCCUGUGCUCAGCUCGAGCUUGCCGACACAGCCUCAAAGAACAGCAGCGAGGCCUUCACCCCGGAGGACGAGGUUUGCGGAAGCGAUGGCGUCACCUACCAAAGUACUCAUCACUUGCAAUGCUACAGCAGUCGAAACAAAUAUCUAUCCGUGAAACACUCCGGACCGUGUUCCGGGCCUGACGACAGUCCUUGCGGCAACAUACCGGAAGAGGAUCUCCGUCUUCCUGUCUGCGGAAGCGACAAUUUCUCUUACGUGAGUCCUGAAGCCCUGUGGUGCGCGAAACUAAGGUUUCCCGUGAAACAGCUGAUGUUCGUCCACGACGGUCCUUGCUAGGGGACAUCCGUGUUCUCGUCGUGAUUAAUUCACGUUUUUCAGCACCGGUCAGUAGUUUGCAUCAUCGAGGAUGAAUGACUUCGAAUCUUCCUUGAGAAUAUCAUUCCUUCUUUCUUUUCUCAGGGACUCUUGGCACGAAUUUGUAAACAUAAUUGUUGUUUUCAUUAAAAUGAAUCGCUUCUUUGUACAUAAGUCACUUUGAUUUGUUUUUCCAUGGGACAAUUACAGUUUCCAUGGUGUACGAUCUUUUUUUAGAUGCACGGUAUCUUAUUCCUCGUCAGGCUGAUGUCACUUGGCACGUGGAUAAUGCCAUUUUUAUUUCUUCAUCGGUGUCCUUUUUUAUCUCCUUUCGCGAUUAACAGCGGGACACCAAAAUGCGUCGUGUGUCUAUUCUUUCUUUUUCAUUUAUCUCAUGGCCAUGAAUCGACCAUAUUAAGCGAAGGUUUAUUCAUACAAUCGUCGAAUUUAAUUUCAAUUUUUGAUCAUCAGCCAGACACAAAUCUUUUUGAGCGGGAAGGGAAUCUUCAAAUAUCAGUUAAUUUAUUAAACACGUUU
Messenger RNA from Osmia lignaria (orchard mason bee), 1621 nucleotides. RefSeq names its product serine protease inhibitor dipetalogastin-like. NCBI's taxonomy places the organism in Eukaryota, Metazoa, Arthropoda, Insecta, Hymenoptera, Megachilidae. The record is from RefSeq and is a predicted model, not a curated record. Gene Ontology annotation, molecular function: protein binding; serine-type endopeptidase inhibitor activity.